AUGUCUGCUGACCCCACACUGGAGCCUACACUCCCCGCAGAAGAGCAAGAUAUAGAGGAGGUUGACGAUGGGGAGGAGAGCGAUGAGUAUGAGGUCGAGGGCGAAGAAGAAGAUCAAGGCAACUCGCUCUACCCCGAUCGAGGCGAAGAAGAAGAGGAAGAGGAUGAUGGAGAGGAAGGAGGUGCCACAUCAAGGAGCAAACCAAGUUUGACAGCACUACUGGUUGGGGAGAAGGCCCAUAUCAUUCUUCCAGAAUGGCACAUCAGCUUUAGCUUGCUGCUGCUUGAUGAAGACGCCGAGGACGAUGACGAGUAUUACGAGGAAGACGAAGAUGAGCCCCCUACUUCUGCUGGCGGCUUAAAACGUUCGGUGGAUGAAAUCAGUGAAGGAGAUGAUGAAGAGGACGAAGAGGAAGAUGACGGAACUGCGAAGAGGGCACGGGUUGGGUGA
This is a messenger RNA of Suillus paluster, 450 nucleotides long. RefSeq lists its product as uncharacterized. The record is from RefSeq and is a predicted model, not a curated record. The coding region runs from base 1 to 450 and encodes 149 amino acids. The transcript has 4 exons. NCBI's taxonomy places the organism in Eukaryota, Fungi, Basidiomycota, Agaricomycetes, Boletales, Suillaceae.